Molecule: messenger RNA, 383 nt
Organism: Eurytemora carolleeae
Lineage: Eukaryota; Metazoa; Arthropoda; Copepoda; Calanoida; Temoridae
Source: RefSeq, a predicted model, not a curated record
UGACCAUAAAGUAAAAAAAUGAAUUUCAGAUGCUUCGGUUGUUACUAUUUUUGUCUAUUUGCCUGGUAGGCAGGGGGGAGGAGAAUUCUCUACAGAAAGUCGAUGAUGAUGAGCUAGAUAAACUGAUCAAAGAAGAACAGUAUGUUGUUGCACUCUUUUGCGAAGAAACAGCAGUAGAUACUUGUGAGGAGUAUGAAGGGGAGCUUUCUAGUAUCAGAUAUUCUCCGACUCCAGUAUCUGUUGGGAUUGUUAUGUUCCGAAGUGGACUCCCUGUCCUGUAUGAUGGUCCAGCAAACGGAGAGGUUAUGAUAGACACGUUUUUGAGGUAUAAAGACCCUGCUGUACAGGAGUUAACAGACACCACAUUCGAGCAUCUAACUCAG